Messenger RNA from Porites lobata, 7608 nucleotides. Lineage: Eukaryota; Metazoa; Cnidaria; Anthozoa; Scleractinia; Poritidae. The record is from the annotation of a GenBank genome assembly.
GCACCAGCGAACAAGAUGGCGGUCGAUUAAGAGACAGCUGUGUUUUGAUGUCGGUUUUUUGCCUGUUGUGUCGUUCAAAGUUUAAGCUUUACUAUGCUGUAAGCAAUGGUAAGUAUUAUUUUAUCAAUCUAUUACCUAUAUACAGAAACUCCGUGAAGCAGAGGAUUAAAAUCAGCCUUAAUUCCAUGAAGCAAUGUGGCUCACAUUGAUGCAUGCAUGAAAGCUUUCACUCUCCGCAUGUAUCUUUUACAUACGAAUAGAGACGUCUUGAUCGCUGGCUUCUUUUGUUGUCCUUCUCCCUUUGCCGAUAAAUAUCUUUCUUUUUGCCGACAUAAUCAACAAAAUUUGCCAUUAAAAGUCUCGUGCUUCUAUUUAACACUCACCUUUUAAUAAUUAAGCUUUAUUGUUUGCAGAAAUUAUUGACAGUGCUGUCGUCUGUCGGUCUAUCGUUUCUUUUCUUAGCAAAAAAUCAAACGCAUUAACUACCAUUAACCCUCAAGGGAAAUCAUUUCCAAAAAUCAUAUAUGUUAUAUAUCAGUUUCAUAUGUACAUCUACAAACAAAGUAGCUGACACCAAAUAAAUGGCUCAGUACAUGUAUAUUUCAAACGUUUCUACUGAUCCCUACCCAUAUUUUCGUUGAAAAUGAACCUUUAUUUCACGGGACACCUCUACAUGUAUACUAAGCUGACUUCACUGAAGGUACAGUCCCGUGAGUAUCUGCUUAUACAUGCAGGUUUCACUUUUCAUUGAUCUGUACCUAGCUAAGCAUUGACAAGAAAUAAGCCCCCAGGGGCACUUAAAACGGAGGAAAUAAUAACAGUAGAUCUAUUUUCAAAUUUGUAUACAGCGAUUUUUGUAUGGUACCCUGGAAACAGAAACAACAAACCAAGGGAAACAGAGUGAUUUGAUUGCUUUGUUGAAUGGAUACAAAAUGCAAGUGGUUCAUGUCAUGAUUGGUUAAGCACACGCUUGGCCAGAAAAAACUUCAUGCCCGAAGGACUCUCUAGAAAUCAAUCGAUACUUUGCUUUGACAUCAUACUGCAACACGAUUGGCCAAUCGAACUAUGCCUUCCCAUAUUAGGGUUUUCUUUGGCGGGAAAACAAAGAGUUCAUGUUUUGAUCUUUUCUUACAUUGGCUGAUAAAACAAAUACUGAACACUUACCGAAACCAUUUUUCAAGGUCAUAUGAAAAUCGCUCUGUUCUAAGUAAUGGACCAUCCAUGUGACUCAAGUCCUGAUUGGACCUGUCAAGUGAGGCCCUGUCGGGGUAAAACAAUGACAAGCGACAUGGCCUUGAAACAGGGGCAUGUGACAAGAUGAAAUGGCAACAACGACACAAAGAUGGGUUAAAUACUGACAGGGAUAUGGCCUACUCCUUAAAAUGCAAAACGACCAUAUUUGAAACUCAGACUAGGGGCAUACGUACUUAAAAAGGGCCUUGACAGUGACUGACAUUUCAGCUCUCCUAACCCUAAAAGCCAAUUGGUUUAAUACCCUAACCAAGAACACCUUAGUAUGAGCAUGCAGCUCCUACAUUACUCGUUUAUUCGUCAUCUUCAGAGUCACUGACUGUGAAUGUGACCCAUGCACCCCCACUUAUGACAUGACUCUCUCCAUGUUUGUACAUUCUGUCAACAGGAAAAAUCUUCAUCCAGUGUUAAGUUACCCAACAUAGAGAAAACAAGUGCCAGGGGUGGAAACAGUGAAAAUGAAAGGUUUAAAGCAAGAAACUGGAAAGUGUUAAGUAAAAAGGAGAUACAGAAGCUGCCACCACAACAAAGAAGCAAAUACCUGGCAGUAAGAGAUAUUUUUUAUACUUAACAAACACAGCAAGACCUAAUACAGGGCUCAAAGUUAGCGACUAACUGGUCGCAUAUGCGACUGGAUUUUUGGUUGUGUGCCUAAAAAUUCAUUUGUAAUCGCACCUGUGCGCCGUAAUACCCAAAGCACAGUGCGACUGACUUACUUCCGGCUAUACUUACGAACUCAAACUAGAAAGACGGUGUAUGUUUAAUUGGUCUUUUCUCCCAAUGGAUUCUACGAACUCGAAUGUUCUUUUUCGUUUCGAUGUUUUACACCAUCCCAGACUCUUCUGUUUUGUAAUAAACACCGCUGACAGAUGCAAAUAUAUGCUACGAACGAAACAAGUACUUUUUGCGGAACGGACGAUCAUGUCGAACGUUCAGUUUUAACAUCAAUCAAACAAAAACAGUGCGGAUUAAGAGCCUUUUUUCCAGGUAAGAACCGUGUUCCCCCUAAAUUUUAGUGCACCAGGUAAGGGACUAUUCAUGGCCGGUAAGGCAAAAAAAUAUGUGCCAGAAGUGCACUUUCCUGGGGGAGGGGAGGUAGUGGAGUGAGGGACAUGGCUUUGACCUUGCUGUGAAAUUUAGAAGCUAAGUUCUCUGAAAUGUCAUUCUCUCAUUUUAAGACCUAUUUUACGUAAAUCAGUCGUUAUUUUUAGACAACACUAAAAAAUGUUUGAUUCCAAACAAUAUUACACUGUGUUCAACACUCUAGAAAAGCUGUGUGUCCUUUAGUACACUUCCAUAUAUUCAUUCAUUACUUUGAUCGGAUCAGAUCGAAACUUGCGUAUUUUUUUAAAACAACUUAUUUAGUAAACCUUCAAGCGGUUGUAGGCGGUAAGAAGUGUUGCUUCAGACUAUAAAUUUUACCGGUUACCGCCUGAUAAAGAGACCACUGUAAGAAAGUUUUUUAAGUCGUAUUCCAGUUACAUGUAAGUCAUUGCGCAUUUAACAGAUUCAUUAAAGAUUAAUUUUCAUUCUCGUUCGACACACUCAUUAUUGUCAGUUUUGAAUUGUUUUUCAAGUGUAAGUUUUCUUUAGUCACAACUGUGCUGUCAAAAAGAGAAAUUAGUAUUAAAAAUCACAACGGUAUUACUGCGUAGCAAAUCGGCUGUGUUUUAUCAAUCACAGGACUGAAGUAAAAGUAACAAACUGAAGAUGACAAAUAAACGUGACACUGUUAAGCUUUUUACUUUUUCUAUUGAAAUAGAUGCUCCCAACAUUUUAAGCUGUGCUCCUAAAAUUUUCAGCUGUGCGCGUAAAAUUUUGGCAGUGCGCCUAAAAAUUUACAUCUGGUAGCACAAGUUCUCCCAAACUCAAAUUUAAACUUUGAGCCCUGUAAUAAACCAUUUCAAUUUUUAAACUAAAAAUCGGUAAGGGGUGACAACUAGUCUUUCAAUUAAAAUACAGCUUUCACUUCUGUCAUUAGUUUUACAUGAAUCAUGCUCAAGUAGAUUAGUUAUCAUUCUGUCCAGCAUGACAUUGGUGUGAAGCUGCUAUUUACAAAGGGUUGCUCAACCAGGCAUUGUUGUUUUUCCCCUGCAAAGAUGUUCUUCCUUUGCAGGGAAAAAUUAUUGUUUUACAAGACAAAAAACAUCUGCAAGCGGAGGAAUUUAUGAAAUUAAGGGUAACAAAUCAAUGAUUGAUUCCUUGCCAAAGUAUUUUUUAAACUAAUGUUUAGCAACUGUGUCUCUGUCAUAUUUUGUAUUUCAGUAUGAACCAGCUCCUAAAGAAUGCAGUGAAGCUAUGUCAGCUGCAAGAAAAAGACUGAAGGAGUUAGACAAAUCACAAAAAAAGUAGGUGUAAAAUUUUAAAGUGUUAAAAUUUUCCUCUACCCCUAAAAGGGUUUACAGGAGAAAUGAAACAAACAUUGCAAAGAAUAAAGCAAGUUCAAGUUCCAAACUGACAGGGUUACCAUCUUUCUACAAAUUAAAAGUAUCUUUUAUAGUUUGCUCUGUUAAAGCACUAAUUAAAUUUGUAGCACACUCUGGAAAUAUGGUUUUAUAUUCACCACAACUUAAUUAAUUUUACUGUGUUUCGAAUGGUUCGAAACGGUCUUUAAUUUGUUCUUGAGAGUGCGAAGGAGGACUGGAGUUGAACUUGAAAUGGUCCAAACACUGUAGCUGCUAUGGUGAUCAAAACAAGGGCUAUAGCCUAGAGUGACUCCACGUAUGCCUAGUGCCCAAGACAACUCAGUCAGUUCCUGCCUCUUCUAGCCUCCCACGCAGACAUGCUUAGGGUUCAUCACGCGUUCCUGAUGAACCCCUAAGAAUGUCUACGUGGGAGGCUAUGCCUCUUCAUCUUUUUUUGUCAUUUUUCCCUUUGACUGUGGGCUCAGGCUUUUAGUAUAAAAUAACUUGUUAAUUUGUUCCUUGCAUUGUAAAGACAUCACAAGCCACCACCCAUGGAAGAGGUUGUUGAGAAUGAAAAACACAUCAAGAUCAUAGGACAGUUAAAGUAAGUAAGAAGCAUGAGUGUAAUUCGUACAAACCAUGCAUGCUUAACAGUGAGUGUUUCUUUCAAACAAAUUAGAAACACAAAAAUUCAUGCAACUCUGACUGGUAAAAUCAAAUCCUGUCUGAUUGUCCUUAUGGCACAUCCUUUUCAGAUCUGUUGCCAUGUUAGCGAAAAAUUUUGUACCAUUUUGGAGCCUAGUAAAAGCCCACCUUAAGAGUUUGCUGAGUCACUGAACUUGACUCUAUUGGGCCGGGAAUACAUAAAGUUUUUGAGGAAUUGUAUGAUCUUCCUACAAUGGUGUACAGUUUCCUUUUUGAUUUGAACUGUGAUUUGCUUACAUCAACAGGGCAGCUGAAGCAAGAAACAGAAUCAGGCUCACAAGACUUAGAUACCAAAACAACCGGGUAAGAUCGCGGCAAAAGAGGAGUCGUUUUUAACCCAGUCAUUAUUCAUAUUGACUGGUUCUGCAAAUAAUGGAGAAACCUUGAACUGGUCAUUUCAGAUGGGUACAAAAAACCAUUAAUAACUAAUUCCAAACCAUCUCAUAGUGCUUUCACUGAUCUUACUCUCAGGUGUGACAUAAAAAGACCCCUAGAAACAUACAUGUAAGCACCUCUGGCAUUUUAAGUAUCAAGUACACUGUAUCAAUAGAAAUUAGAAAACAAAGAAUUCAACACAAUAGAACCUAGGAAAACAAAAGGUGCAAAACAAAGAAAACGCUGAUAGGUCCUGCAUGAAGAUAUUAAACCCUGAAAUAUGCAAACACGGUAUCUCAAAACCUGUGCAAAAAUUUACUUUUUUAUUUACCAUGAAUCCUCUAUUAAGCCCCCUGGGGGGCCUAUUUUUUUUCAAGCACUUUUUGGGGUGGGGGGGGGGGCUUAAAAGAGAGGGGGGCUUAUUUAAUUUAGUGAAACGCAUCAACGGGAGCAAGGUUUCUCAAGGACUGACUUUUUGUUCCCUGGCGUUAUACUGCUUUUUCUAAGAAUUCGAAAAUUUUAACAAUUCUCCACAGAGAACUGGAGCGUAAAGUUGAAAAAGUGAAGCACAUAAAGUUGGAAGUCAUGCGGCCGAAGACCAAAAACAAUAUAAAUUUCCAGCCUGAAUAAAUAACUGAUCAGUCCACGUUUAUUGGUUGUGAAGAAUAAGGAUAGAGGAGAGGGAAAGGGGUUUUUUUAAAUUUGCUUCCUCUGAAAAGGGGGGCUUAUUUGAGAGGGGGGGAUUUACAGUAUUAAUUUAUUUUUCAGAGUUCAGAAGUUACCCACUUGAUUUCUUGCCAGCCGACAGCCCUCAAAGCAGUUCGACUGCAGAGUUUGGUCCCACCCAGCCCUGACAAGAUCUAUAUAAGGGAUCUACUGGUUAAAAAUGAGGUAAUUAUGUACCAAAUCCUCCCAUCCCCCCUCCCCUUCGGGGCAUACCUGAGGUUUGCUCCAUACGGUGUGGAAUUUGACCCAAAAUGAGGCCCACCCAUUCGGGCAUUUGACUUUCAUGUCAAAAUGCUGGUCAGCGUCGCAAGCAAAAGGAUUCACAAUUGCUUCAUACAGCAUGUGCACCGCUGUUCACGACUCAUUGCCCCUAUGCUCACUGUUCUGCUAGAGCAAUUGAGGACCUUUGAAGGGCUUUCUGGAACGUACAAUGUUAUUGAAAUGAACAAACCUCCGUAAGACAGCUUUCUGAGACAUAAGAUAUUCGGUUGUGUUUAGUAGGAUAUUUACACUUGAAUAAAUGGUUGGACCCAUGGGAAAAUUUUUGAGUAGUCGCUGGUGUGGGGGAUUUGACGCAUUUUGAACAAAUUUUAUAUCUUAACCCGAAUACUCUGAAUGAACAGAUAAAACACUUACAAAAAUUCAGCGUGCAUCUUGUCCAAACUGAAUGCAUGCAUUUAUAAUCACAGUAAGAAAUUUAUACCUGGUAAAAUUCCUUUAACUGAAAAAUCAGCAACGGGGUUUUAAAGAAAAAAAAUUCAACCUCAGGGAAAACACAGAUUGAAUGACUCAAACAAAAAAUUUGUACCUGUAAGUGAUUUUUUAGAAACCUGGUUCAAUUUCGCACUAUUUAAAAAAUUAAAAAUUCAUGGUUAUAUGGAGAAGCCAUAGAUGGUGUCGCCCAUAUACAGUACCGCUCAAAAGUAAGUUACCAGUCGCGUCUCGUUUCCUGCGCGACGAGAAUCGCGUAGCGCGAGAAUCAUCGAACCGGAAAGUUUUGGUAAGACAGUGUUGGAUUCUGGAUUCCACACCGUGUAUUUGGGAUUCCGGGUACUGGUACUCGAUUCCGUAUUCUUUGAAAUUGGAACUUGGAUUUCAGAUUCCAAUCGUUAGUGGGAUUCUGGAUUCCUUGAGCUGUAUUACAGAUUUCACAAGCAAAACUUCCCGGAUUCCGGGAUCCGGACGGCACGGGAUUUGUUUUGCUGCCUCAGGUCCCCGUUAGUUUGAGAAUGCAAUGACUUCUUCUGCCCGCAACUAAAAAUUAUAAACUCUAGACGUUCAUUUCAUCGUCACUGUUAACUUAAAUUUGUCUUUAUCAGUCCUUUGAAAACUUAGUUCGAUUCAUCUAGUCGAGAAAAAGUUGAUUUUGACUUCAAAACGUGAGAGUCUACCACUUAAUGAUUUUCCAGCAAAUAACCGCACUUUCUCCUUGUUGAAAUUCUUGAAAAUAGAUUCACCAGUUAGUUUUAAAGCCAAAACGUCCGUUACUUUUCCGGUAAUACCCUCACAUCAAUCUCUACCACUUUCUUGCAGAGGUAUCGAGUGAACAAAUUAUUAGAGGACGAGACGGGAUUGGAAACGGCGCGCAUACUCACGUGACCCAGCCAGAUGUCAUAUGCUGAUUGGUGAAUUUUGCCCAGUGUUCACGUGCACGGCCGAUUUGCACGUUUUGUAGAACCCGAGCUGAAAUAGCGCAAAAGCGGACAUUUAGAGAAACAAAAAUGAUACCAUUUUACAGUUUCACUUUUUUAUUACGUACUCUCUUCUUGGCCAUCUAAUAGGCAGCUUUAGCAAAGACAAGGCGACGCCAGUGAGGACAGCGCGCGCAGAUCUAACAAUCUCCUUAACUAAUGGCCGAGCACCGGAAGUGGCGUUCAGUCCUUUUCGCGCGCUUUCGCUUUCUCAUUUGAAGUCGGUUGUCCUAGCUAAAUCUGCCCCAUUGACUGUCCAAAGCACCCUCCUUUCUUCUAUGCAUUUUUUUCUGUAUUCCAACUCGUUUCGAUCUCUGACUUUUAACUCUUAUACAGAUCUCGUGUAAAUAAUUUAUAUAAAAUCUUCGCCUAUCUUGUGAAUAAAUAUAUUGAAUUUUAGGAAGAGUGUAAUAAAGACUUGUACAAUAUACAUUUUAACGAGCAUUAUUAAAAAU